This is a messenger RNA of Eutrema salsugineum, 1842 nucleotides long. RefSeq lists its product as uncharacterized. The coding region runs from base 1 to 1842 and encodes 613 amino acids. The record is from RefSeq and is a predicted model, not a curated record. Lineage: Eukaryota; Viridiplantae; Streptophyta; Magnoliopsida; Brassicales; Brassicaceae. The transcript is spliced from 2 exons.
AUGGAUGAAGCAGUUCGCCACCUCGAUACGGAUGGGACAGCUCGCCACGUCGACAUAGAUGAAACAGCUCGCCAGCACAACGCUCCGAUAGACGGUCGGUCAGAGACCCAAGCUCCAGAAAGACGUGCCCAAGAAAUUCAACGAGUACAGCGCGCCUUAUUCGGAGAUUCGCCCGCACCACCAACGACAGAAAAUCACCCGGCCUCGAACUACGAUGAGGUGAACAUCGGAGCUCCCGAACACGAAACGCGUCGACCUCAGAUAAGAAACUCACAGCAAGACGAAGAAAUGCUCGAGAUGAGGGCCAAAUUGCGAGCCAUGACUUUGCUUGUACAUCAAGCCACUAGCUCGGCACCCGAGAUCGACCGUGUGUUGAAAGAAAGCCAAAGCACGCCGUUCACGACCCGAAUCACCGACUUCCCGAUUAGAACUCAAGUGAAGUUCAAUCUCCCGACGUAUACAGGCAACUCGGACCCAAGCCAAUUCAUGACCGCGUUAAGCAUUCAAAUGGGCCGAGCACGAUUCACCCCCGAGGAAAAAGAUGCAGGCUUCUGCCAACUGUUCGUUGAAAACCUCGGCGGUGCGGCCCUCGUUUGGUUCUCCAAGUUAAAAGUAAACUCGAUUGACAGCUACCAAGCGUUGUCGACCGCAUUCCUCAAGAGGUACAUGAUGUAUAUCCAAGGCGCAGUUUCCAGCGCUGACCUCUACCAGAUCAAACAAGGCGAAAAAGAAUCCCUUCGGUCUUUUAUCAGCAGGUUCAAUGCGAUGGUUUCUCGGAUCACCGUGACUGACGAAGCAUCGCUGCCAGCUCUUCGGAAUGCCCUGCGAAUCGAUUCGAAGUUUCGGGACAGCCUCAAGUUCAGCAAACCCCGAACUCUCGAAGACGCGCUUCACCGUGCCACUUUAUACAUCGAAGACGAAGAAGAAAAAGAGACCGCGUCGCCAGCAAAAGCGACACCGAAGCAGCAACCUCACAAAGAUACCCCCAAACAAGAUUAUCAGGAACCUCGACAACACCUCGACAAUAACUAUCGAGGUGACAAUCGCCGAGGAGCGACGUACAACAUUAGCACUCAACAGCAGCAAAAUCGCCCGUACCAAAACCAAUCAAACACCUGGCAGCGAGGAGAUCGUGGAGAGACACGACCCUUCUGCGAUUAUCACAACAAGUAUGGUCACCCGACUGCGAUGUGUCGUGAACUACAGGCCUAUUUGCUCGCCAAAUAUCGCAAGGGGGAGAUCGCAUUAGCAAACCAGCCCCAACACACCACGCCGCAAAACAGCGGGGCUCGACCAACGGAUUCCGCCGAACAGCUUCCACCUCCUCCUCCAACGAACGAUCAAUCUAACGACGACGUCGCGAAGAGAGACCGUGGAAACCAACCUCGAUGUGACACUCCUCCGGCAUCUCGAAAGAAGGUGUUCUUUAUCAUGGGAGGCCUAUCGACGUGCAACGAUUCCGUCAGGUCGAUAAAAAGUACGGCCGCCAGGUCAUGCUCGCACAAAAAUGGCAAGUUAAAAGAUGCGAUCACUUUCACCGAGGCCGACACGGAAAGGGUCGACAUGCCACAUAACGAUCCGCUUGUGGUCGAGCUGCGGAUCGCAGAUUGUGAAGUAUCUCGAAUACUGGUCGAUACAGGAAGCUCGGUCGACCUGAUCUUCAAAGAAACGCUAGACAAAAUGGAACUGACUAACCAUUACCUCAAGUCAUCGGUUAAGCCACUCACGGGAUUCGAUGGAGACACAGUCUACUCGAUCGGAAACGAUCAGGCUUCCAGUCUACGCGGCAAAGACGACUCGCCUCGUCAAAUUCGUCGUCGUCGACAAACCCGCCAUCUAUAA